This is a messenger RNA of Babjeviella inositovora NRRL Y-12698, 1004 nucleotides long. It is a transcript of the gene GCF1, whose product is annotated as Gcf1p. Bases 46 to 822 code for a protein of 258 amino acids. The transcript has a single exon. The record is from RefSeq and is a predicted model, not a curated record. NCBI's taxonomy places the organism in Eukaryota, Fungi, Ascomycota, Pichiomycetes, Serinales.
AAUUCACACACCACCACCGUAAUAUACCUAGAUAUAUCCGAAAAAAUGUUAUCCCUUGCCCGUAGAACCGUUUCAAUUGUUCGUUCUAACACCUUUACCGCUUCCUUUUCUGUCAGCACUGUCAACAGUGCAGCCGCCGCCACCAAGGCUCGUGCUGCCAAGGCCACCACCACCAAGUCUCGUGCCGUUAAGGCUGAUGCCACUGCCAAGUCCAAAAAGCCAUUGAAGCAAAAGACUGCCAGUGCUACCGAAAAGGCCAUUACUGCCGAACGCGAAAAGCGCGCCAAGGCUGUUGCUGCGAAGGCAAAGGCUGUUGCUGCUGAAAAGCAAAAGAAAGAGAAAGCCGCCGUGAAGAAGGCUGCUGCGAAGCUCCAUGAACAAAUCUACACCUUCAAGAGACCCCUGAACCCCAACGCGAUCUUUAUCGGCGAAAGGCUCAAGAACCGUGCUGCGGGGGCCAGAGUCCAGGAUGUGUUCCGCGCCGCUUCUGAGGAAUGGAAGGAGUUGACUGACGCCCAAAAGCAGCCAUUCCAAGACAAGUAUGCUAUCCAAAAGGUGAAGUACGACCAACAAGUUGCCAGCGUGCCCAAGAGACCUGUUACCGACUUUGCGAAGUACGUCCAGCAGAACUACUCCACGGUCAAGCUCGACCAUCCAGCCGAAGAAAAGGCCUCCAACCUCUUGAAGAAAUUGGCUGAAGGUUGGAGAGCGUUGUCUGUAGCUGAGAAGGAAUCCUACAAGGCUUCCAAGCACGAAUUCGACGCUUACCAUGCUGCCAAGGAGAGGUUUGAAGCCUCCAGAAAGAUUGAAAUUGGUGCUUAAAGAGUGGAAUAGACUUUACGAUGGUACUAUAACUACCAUGUUAAAAUCUCAAGUAGAUGCUGCUACGAUUAUUGCCUUUUUAUUUCUUACUUUUUCCCUGCACUAAAUGUGUGGUGCUAAUAUUAUGAUGUUAUAUUUUUACUUUUUUCGAUAGCAUAGAUCGAUUUCCCGUAGGAAAUCAG